CAACGCAAUUAUCUCCAAAUCAAGCAAAGCUACUAAACGACGACCAACUAUGGGGAACAUUUCCAGCUGCUACAAAACCAAGCAAGACUCGCAACAAGAGCCGUGCACUCCGGCGAUCGACGAAAACCAAGCUACCAAGUCUGAACCAAGCUACAAACCUCAAGUAGAAGAAGAAGUCGAUCGUCCUGUGGUCAUCAACAAGCCCAAACAAGCAUCUCCCACUCAAGACACCGUGUCGGUUGCUAACACUGGUCAACCUAAACCGUUGUUUACGGCUUCUUCUCCGCUGCUGAGUCCUGCGAAUGGUAAGAGUGCUGGAGGAAACUACAGAGAUCGUCUCUAAACUCUGAAACUUGACUGCAGAGUGCAAUUGACCAUAAACAAGAUUUUUUUUUUGCUUCAAUAUUCUUUUUAUUAAUCCAGUGAGCCUUCGCUGCCACUUUUAUAUAUAUUCUUUUUAGCAUCAAUAUCUUUUUAUUAAUCCAG
Phytophthora nicotianae INRA-310 is the source of this 486-nucleotide messenger RNA. RefSeq lists its product as hypothetical. The transcript has a single exon. The record is from RefSeq and is a predicted model, not a curated record. Bases 50 to 343 code for a protein of 97 amino acids. NCBI's taxonomy places the organism in Eukaryota, Oomycota, Peronosporomycetes, Peronosporales, Peronosporaceae.